Candida tropicalis MYA-3404 is the source of this 660-nucleotide messenger RNA. RefSeq names its product E2 ubiquitin-conjugating protein. NCBI's taxonomy places the organism in Eukaryota, Fungi, Ascomycota, Pichiomycetes, Serinales, Debaryomycetaceae. The record is from RefSeq and is a predicted model, not a curated record. The coding region runs from base 1 to 660 and encodes 219 amino acids. The transcript has a single exon.
AUGGCUAGUAGACAAGCAACUAAACGUCUUCAAAAAGAAUUCAAAUCAAUACAAAAUAGUCCUCCACCAUAUAUUAUUGCUAAGCCUAAUGAUGAAAAUAUUUUGGAAUGGCAUUAUGUUAUCACUGGACCUGAAGGUACCCCAUAUGAAGGUGGACAAUAUCAUGGUAUUCUUAGAUUUCCUACUGAUUAUCCAUUUAAACCACCUGCAAUUUCUAUAAUCACUCCAAAUGGACGAUUUUCUACAAAUACUAGAUUAUGUUUGAGUAUGAGUGAUUACCAUCCAGAUACAUGGAAUCCUGCUUGGAGUGUUGCAACUAUAUUAACUGGAUUAUUAUCAUUUAUGACUGGAGAUGAAAGUACAACAGGAUCGAUUCAAACUACAGAUGCAGUUAAAAAGAAACUAGCUGCAGAUAGUAAGCGUUGGAAUAAUCAAGAAAAUCCAAGGUUUACUAGGUUAUUUUCUGAUUUAGUGGCGCAAAAUCGUACUGACAUUGCUAAAGCUGAAGAAGAAAAAUUGAAAUUAUUAAAUGAACAAAACGAAAGAAAGAAAAAUGAUGGAACAAAUGUUGAAAUAGAUCUUUCCAAAUUAGAUCCUGAAGAAAGAGCAAGACUAGCUAAUGCUGCUAGUAAUACAGAAAGACUGUGCAUUAUUAUGUAG